UCAUAAGACAAUUUGCAUUUAAUUCAGUUCGAGCUAAGGUUCGAUGGUGUCUACACGAUUAAAGCCUAAUUAAAAUCAGUUACCGCUAGAUGUCGCCUGUUUACGAAAAAUAUAUCUAUUUCGUAUGAUACUACUGUGAUGAACAUCAUGUUUAUAGCGACGUUGCACGUGCUAAUUUAUCGUAGUUUAAAUAAAAUCGCGUUACCCCUUAAGGUUUUGAGAAAACGGCAAUUCUUUCGAGAACAACAUAUAAACGCAUAUAUGUCUACUAAUAAAAUGCUGACAAGUUUUACAACUAUUGAACGUGGUACACCCAAUUCCCCUGAUUAUAAGCUAUUUUUUCAAAAUGAGAAAAAUCCAAUAUCACCAAUGCAUGAUAUUUCAUUAUUUGCGGAUGAAUCUAAUAAGAUAUUUCACAUGAUUGUUGAAGUACCUAGAUGGACAAAUGCUAAAAUGGAAAUUAAUUUAAUAGAACCAUUAAAUCCUAUAAAACAAGAUAUAAAAAAAGGUAAUCUUCGAUAUGUUGCUAACUGUUUUCCACAUCAUGGUUAUAUUUGGAAUUAUGGAGCAUUACCACAGACAUGGGAAAAUCCUGAUGUUUUAGAUGAAGCUACUGGUUUCAAAGGUGAUAAUGAUCCUAUUGAUGUUUUGGAAAUUGGUUAUAGGGUAGCGAAAAGGGGAGAUGUAUUAAAAGUGAAGGUUUUAGGUGCUGUAGCACUAAUUGAUGAAGGUGAAACUGAUUGGAAAAUAAUUGUUAUUGAUGUAAAUGAUCCACUAGCUAAUCAGAUUAAUGAUGUUACUGACAUAGACAAACACUAUCCAGGCUUACUAAAAGCUACAGUUGAAUGGUUCAAGAUAUACAAAAUCCCUGAUGGUAAACCAGAAAAUCAAUUUGCUUUUAAUGGUGAAGCAAAACCAAGAGAUUUUGCUUUACACGUUAUUGAAGAAGUUCACAAACAUUGGCAGAAUCUCAUUAAGAAAGAAACAAGUGCUGGAAAUAUUUCAUGUACAAAUGUAACUGUCAUAGAUAGCCCAUUUCAAAUCACAAUAAAUGCUGCUAAAGAAGUUGUAGAAAAGGCUUCAGAACUGCAAGAAGCAUUACCUAUUGAUUCUAUUGUCGAUAAAUGGCAUUAUGUUCAUCUUUAAUGAAGAAUUCUACAACCAUAUAUAAAGACUUUACAUAGAUUAUAGCAUUACAACAAAAUAGUUUUGUGAACAUUUGCUAUGUAUUUUAUAUUAUUUUUUAUAAUAAUCAACCGCAAAUACUUACAGUAUUUUAA
Ceratosolen solmsi marchali is the source of this 1280-nucleotide messenger RNA. RefSeq names its product Inorganic pyrophosphatase Nurf-38 (gene Nurf-38). The transcript is spliced from 8 exons. Gene Ontology annotation, cellular component: cytoplasm. NCBI's taxonomy places the organism in Eukaryota, Metazoa, Arthropoda, Insecta, Hymenoptera, Agaonidae. The record is from RefSeq and is a predicted model, not a curated record. Gene Ontology annotation, biological process: phosphate-containing compound metabolic process. Bases 139 to 1146 code for a protein of 335 amino acids. Gene Ontology annotation, molecular function: inorganic diphosphate phosphatase activity; magnesium ion binding.